This is a messenger RNA of Cuscuta campestris, 1146 nucleotides long. The record is from the annotation of a GenBank genome assembly. Lineage: Eukaryota; Viridiplantae; Streptophyta; Magnoliopsida; Solanales; Convolvulaceae.
GGUAUGGCAGGAGUCUAAUCGUGGGCCCCUUGAUCCUGACCAGGCCGGCUUCCUCGUCUAGAUCUGGUCUGCCGCUCCUCGUGGCCGAGGCCGAGCGCCUCACUUGCCUUCGGAAGCCUCUGGAUGGAGGGCCGGCCGUGGUUGCUCCGAGGAUGACCAACCCUGCCGGGGCCGAGUGCACAGUGCUGCCGAAGCGCUCUUUGUUGGUCAUUUGUCCUGGUUCCAUCAAGUGGGCCUUGACGAAGUUGGGCUGGGCCGUCUUCCUACUGGGCUGGAUACCCCCAUUCCCGGGAGCAGCGGCAGAAGGAGCCGCCGCCGUUGUCGGGAACCGUCCGUCGAGAUCGCCAUCCGCCGUCCAGAUCCGCCGCCGCCACGUUGAGGAGCCGCCGAGAAGCCGCGCUGUUUCAGAUCGCGCCGACACCGUCAAAUCAGAUCGUCGCCGCUGGAAAACUGAACGCGGCAGGAGCGGGAGAGAUUCGCCGCUAGAGUGGAGAUCUGAACCGCGCCGCUGUCGUCUUCGUCCAUCGCCGUCGUCCAGCGAGACUCACCAUCGCCGAGCCGCCGUCCAUUUUGCCGCUGCUGUUGCCCAGUUUUUCCCUGCUGCGGUUUCUUGCGAAGAGGAAAAGAGAGAGUCGUUUGAAAUGGCAGAAGAUGGGAAGUUCCGAAUUGAGAAGUUCGAUGGUACAGAUUUCAGUUGGUGGAAGAUGCAAAUUGAAGAUUUGCUCGUUCAGAAAGAUUUAGACGUGGUUUUAGGUGACAAGCCAGAAAAGAUGUCGGAUGCAGAUUGGGCAAGUUUGGAUCGGAAAGCUAUGUCCGUGAUCCGUCUCUCAUUGACCAAAAAUGUUGCGUUCAACAUUCUGAAGGAGAAGACAGCGAAAGGAAUUAUGGAUGCGCUGUUUAACAUGUACAAAAGCCAUCUUCAGCUAACAAAGUUUUUCUGAUCAGAGAGCUGAUGCAAACCUAUCACUUUGACAAUGUGGGACACUUUUGCAUCAGUCCAAAGGUCCGAAAUUGAGAACGCACUGCAAUCAGGAAUUUAUCCCACAAUAUUUGCAAGGAGGAUAGCAUCAACAUCUUUCAAAGGAAGUCUUCAAAUACAGCUGCCAUAGAGCACGCCAUUGAAACCAAAAAAUGGUUGGACCCCUU